Colletotrichum gloeosporioides is the source of this 738-nucleotide messenger RNA. Its product is annotated as Norsolorinic acid ketoreductase. The record is from RefSeq and is a predicted model, not a curated record. NCBI's taxonomy places the organism in Eukaryota, Fungi, Ascomycota, Sordariomycetes, Glomerellales, Glomerellaceae. The transcript is spliced from 3 exons. Bases 1 to 738 code for a protein of 245 amino acids.
AUGGCACCAACUACUGUGCUCAUCACUGGGGCCAAUCGCGGCAUCGGCAAAGGUCUUCUCGAGAAAUACCUGGCUAGACCUAAUCACACCGUCAUCGGCACGGUCCGCGAUCCCAAUCACGAGUCAUCUAAGGCCCUGGCUAGUCUGCCCAAAGCCAAUGGGUCUUCUCUGGUACUUGUUAAAUUUGACAUCACAGUCAAGGCUGACGGUCUAGACGCUGUGAAACAGCUGGAAGCGCAGGGCAUUGAUCAUCUUGACGUUGUCAUUGCCAAUGCCGGUGUCUGUUUUGCAUGGCCCAAGGUGUCCGAGAUCAAAGUCGAAGAGAUCGAAGGCCACUACGUGCCGAACGUCCACGGUCUUAUUUUUACGUACCAAGCUACGCUGCCUCUGCUGAAGAAAUCCAAGAACGGCAAGUGGAUUACAAUUGGCUCGUGUUCGGCCUGGUUGACGAACCAACUUGACAUGCCAAAUGCGGCUUAUGGUACAUCUAAGGUCGUUGCACACUGGUUGACCAAGGCUAUCCACCGAGAAGAGCCGGAGCUAGUUGCGUUUCCCAUCGACCCGGGCUGGGUCCAGACGGACCUUGGAAACAAUGGUGCCCAUUACUUUGGCCAUGAGCAAGCGCCAUUGAAAGUUGAAGAUGUAACUGAGGGAAUUGUCAAGGUGGUUGACUCAGCCAAGAGGGAUAGCCACGGCGGGAAGUUGAUCCAGUGGGAUGGUGUUGUGCUGCCUUGGUAA